AUGGACUAUCAGAACCGAGCGGGAAACAAGGGCGCUGGUAUAGCAAAUGCCAGCGAUGCAGCAAUAGAUCGGCGUGAGCGUUUGCGGCGCUUGGCCAUGGAAACGAUCGACAUUUCCAAGGAUCCGUACAUUCUUCGGAAUCAUUUGGGCGGACUGGAAUGCCGUCUGUGCCUCACAAUGCAUGCAAAUGAAGGAUCCUACCUCGCACAUACCCAGGGAAAGAAACAUCAAACAAACCUCCAGCGUCGUGCUGCUCUUGGAGCGCGGACAAAUGAUGCGCAGAACAGAGCAGCUAGUGCACUUCUCGCACCAGCACCUGAGAUGCCAAAAAAGACCUUCGUCAAGAUUGGGCGGCCUGGCUAUAGAAUAACCAAGAUUCGCGAGCCCAUCUUGCCCGUUGACAUGGAUGGCAGCGACGUUGAUGGUGCAGUCCCCAACACCGCGGCUUCUACUGCUGCUGGCACUAGCGAUGACAAGAGUGACAGUCACAAGAAUAUUGACGCUGUGGCUCAGCAGCAUGCACGAGCAACAAGUGGGCGUGUGGGUCUUGUUUUUGAGGUAAGCCUACCAGAAAUCAAAGAAGACGUGAUACCGCUGCAUCGAUUCAUGAGCAGCUUUGAACAGCGCAAAGAAGCGCCGAAUAGAGCGUGGCAGUAUCUCCUCGUGGCUGCUGAGCCAUACGAAACGAUCGCAUUCAAGCUGCAGAGUCGAGAGAUCGAUCGAUCACACACGCUCACCCUGCCGGGUGUGCCUGUGCCUGAGCAACGAGAUGAGCCAUGUACGUGGAGUCAUUGGGAUCCAUUCCAAAAGACCUAUACCAUCCAGGUUCUGUUUCGGCCCUUGUAG
Messenger RNA from Malassezia globosa CBS 7966, 846 nucleotides. RefSeq lists its product as uncharacterized. Bases 1 to 846 code for a protein of 281 amino acids. The record is from RefSeq and is a predicted model, not a curated record. The transcript is spliced from 3 exons. Gene Ontology annotation, biological process: spliceosomal complex assembly. Gene Ontology annotation, molecular function: zinc ion binding; nucleic acid binding. Gene Ontology annotation, cellular component: U2-type prespliceosome; catalytic step 2 spliceosome; U2 snRNP. Lineage: Eukaryota; Fungi; Basidiomycota; Malasseziomycetes; Malasseziales; Malasseziaceae.